Molecule: messenger RNA, 1352 nt
Organism: Chrysoperla carnea
Lineage: Eukaryota; Metazoa; Arthropoda; Insecta; Neuroptera; Chrysopidae
Exons: 1
Coding region: 43-1329 (428 amino acids)
Cellular component (GO): mitochondrion
Source: RefSeq, a predicted model, not a curated record
UUAAAAUAUGAAUUAACCUGGAAAAUCUAUCCUAAUGUGAAAAUGUGGAAAGUUUUAAGUCGAGCCACUGUUUUACGAACAAUUAAUUAUGAAUCAUUAAUUUUGGCAAGAAAUUAUUUAUCCGAAGCAUAUUAUUGUAAUGAAGUGUGGAAUCAUCGUUUAAAAUCACCACUUUUUCAACGAGUAAAUUUAGAUGAAUUAUUCUAUGAACUCGAUCAAAAAUUUCAAAAUACGAAGAAUAUCAGUGCCGUAGAUGUAGACAUAUUUGCAAAUGCAAUCACUAACAGCGAAGAACAUUGUAAUGAAUUGCGUGAUUUAGUACAUAAAUUACGACUUAGUGCUGACUGUAAAAACAUGUUAAAAUCAACAUCACAUGCUGUCACUCGACUCUUUUUAAAUUUAUCUAAGUCCCAAGAAUUGUUAGAAAUGAUUGAUGAUCGCUUAAAUUAUGGCUUAUUUCUUGAAGCGUAUGACGCUAAUAUUUUAAUGAAUUCGUUCAUCAAAAGUAAAGAAUAUGCAUCGGCUGCCAGAGUUGCUACACAAUUAAUGCUGCAAGAAGAUUUUAGCCAUGACUUAGCAACGAAAUUAUCAGCCUUAAGUUGCAUACUAUAUUUAAAAAAUCCUACUGGAUGGCCUGAAGAACCUCCACCGGAGCCAGAACCUAAAGAGAAAACAAAAGUUCGUGUUAAAUAUUUGCGAAAUCCAUAUUUUGAUGACCAUUUCGAUUUACGUAAACCUGAACAUCUUGUUGGUAAAACAUUAGUAAUGAUUGGUUCAAAAGGAGAUUCAAAUUUUGAAAAUAGCUUACGUGUCUUGGGCUUAACCUUAUACGAAAAAACUGAAAAAGCCAAUGAAUUAAUAACAAAACUUAAAAAUGAAAACAAAAAUAUUUUUAAAGAAGUUUUGGAAUUAUUAACUGAGGGACCAAUUAAAGACACGUUAUUAAAUUCUGGAAUAGCAAGUUUUGAUGGAAAUCUUCAAAAUGAAGCUGAAAAAUUGGUUCGAAAUAGUGUUGAAAGUAAUAGUGAACGCGAUAUUAAUAUACAAUCUGAACUGUAUCAAAAAUGGGAACAAGAACGUUUAAAUUCAUUAGAAGAACAACGAAUACGAUUAGAAAAAAUACAAAAGCUACAAAAUAUUGAAGAUAUUCGAAAAGAAUUGGAAGAAAAAGAACGAAAAUUAUGGUAUUUUGAAAAUGAGGAAAAACUUGAAUUACAAAUUGAUGCAAAUAAAAUUUAUUAUCGUAAACGAUGGUUUGGUAAAAAGAAGAAACCAAGAAAAAUUGAUGAAGGAUAUGUACCACCGGAAGUAAUUACAAGAAAGGGUUAAAACGAUAAAAAUUUUUUUAUAUU